Molecule: messenger RNA, 1389 nt
Organism: Purpureocillium takamizusanense
Lineage: Eukaryota; Fungi; Ascomycota; Sordariomycetes; Hypocreales; Ophiocordycipitaceae
Exons: 2
Coding region: 350-1303 (317 amino acids)
Source: RefSeq, a predicted model, not a curated record
AUUUGCCGCCGCCAGAUCGUCCCGGGCGCGAGCACUGCCGCAUCCUUCCAUUGACGCCACAUUGAGAUGAGGUGCCCACAUGUUGCAAGGUAAUGAGGAAAGGAGUGCCAACGUCAUCGAUGGCAAUGCCUUGAAUUCUCGGCCAUUGACCGUGGAGUCGUUGUUUCUGCAUUUUGGAAGUUGCCAAGCUCUUUGCCCGAGUCUACUUAAAGGGGUCGACAGCCAUCUUGUCUGACUAUAUAGCCGGUGCGCUGUGCCACUAAUAAUACUGUCAAUUGAAGAGCACCAACUCAAGAGCACCAACUCAAGAGCACCAAUCCAAGAGCACCAAUUCAAGACCACCGAUACAAUGAAAUUCCUUUGGUUCACCCUUGCCAGCCAGUCUCUCGUGUUCAAGGCGUAUGGCCUUGAGCAUUGGCUGUAUAGCAGUCCUCUCGAUAACGCCACAAUGAAUAUCCUCGAAAGAGUCGAUGAUCUCGUUGGCGUCCAGUCCCUUUACAGCUGGAAGAGCCUCGAGCCGGCCCAGGGCGAGUACAACUUCACCGCUCUCGAGGACGAUUUCGCACGAGUGCGCGCCAAGGGGAAAAAGUUCUGGGUCCAGCUCCAAGACCGGAGCUUCAGUCCCCAGUACGACCCCGUGCCGUCCUACCUAAAGACGCCCUACUACAACAACGGCAGCGCGCCAACAUGUGACGGCGAGAACUGCGCGGCAAAGUUUACGGUCAACGGCUCCGUGGCGCAGCAGUGGAAUCCCCGCGUUCGGGAGCGCUUUCAGGCAUUGCUGUCGGCCAUGGCAGCGAAGCUCGACAACCGCAUCUACGGCAUCAACCUCGCCGAAACAUCCAUCGAGGUUGACCACAAAAGCAACAACUACUCUGACGAGGAUUACUUCCGCGGCUCGCUCGAGAACGCUGCCUACGCGAGGUCCGUCUUCAACCACUCGCACGUUGUGCAGUACAUGAACUUUUGGCCCGACGGCUGGGGUAAUGCCAAGGACCGCUUCAAUACGUCAUUCGACUUUUUGGCAAAACACAACGUGGGUGUCGGUGGGCCGGACUUGAUUCCUUUCAAGCCAGGACAAGAGAACAACUCGUACCGCUUUAUCCGGGCGUAUCAUGACCGUCUGCCCAUCACUGUCGUGGCCGUGCAGGAGCCAACUUUGAAGGAAGAAAACCCAUAUACGCACAAGCCGUUCACAAAGGCCGAAUUUGUGGACUAUGCAGAGAAAAACCUAAGCGUGAGCAUCAUUUUUUGGGCCACCACCUCGCCCUGGCUUCUGGAAGCGACUAAUAAGACUCUGUGAUGGAGUUUCUGGGCUGAGUUCCAUGCCAAUCAAGAUCAGACUAGAUUAGACUAGUGAGGGUAAAAGAAUCAACGACGUGGACAAGG